Molecule: messenger RNA, 1386 nt
Organism: Physella acuta
Lineage: Eukaryota; Metazoa; Mollusca; Gastropoda; Physidae
Product: beta-1,3-galactosyltransferase 5-like
Biological process (GO): protein O-linked glycosylation
Cellular component (GO): Golgi membrane
Molecular function (GO): hexosyltransferase activity
Source: RefSeq, a predicted model, not a curated record
GUGGCCAACAUGUACAACAGGAGAAUAUUAAGGGAGAUCUACGGGCUGUACGCUAGUACACAGCCCUACAGGAUCAAGAGUGUAUUUCUCGUGGGUCGGACGAAGGACGACAUCUUGCAAGCCAACAUUGAGCGGGAACAUCAUCAGUACAGGGAUAUGUUACAGGGCCAGUUCUAUGACCACUACCACAACUUGACCUACAAGACCAUCAUGGGCUACAGAUGGACACGGCUCUACUGUAAAAACAUCAAGCUCAUUCUAAAAAUAGACGAUGACGUUUUCUUAGAUGUUUACAAAUUUUUCGACUUCUUUUUACCUCUCGUGCCCAAACAUAAAAGAACUGUGUACGGGUUCCUGAACUACCACCCCCGGGUAUUCCGAGAUGGCAAGUACCGGGUGGGGGUGGAGGAGUACGCGGGCAAGAACUACCCCAACUUCUGCAGUGGGUUCUUUGUUGUGCCAACACUGGACCUCAUUGACGAGAUCUAUGAGGUGUCCAAGACAGUCAGAUUUUUCCGUCUAGAAGACGUGUUUACCUACGGUCUAGUGCGGGAGAACAUGGUGGACGUCCAGCUGGUCCACCUUGAUGUCAUCACCUACGAUUUGAAGUCCUACAAGGACUGUGUUAAUGAUUACAGGUACAGGUGCAAGUACAUGGCUGUCGAGGUCCCGCCAUCGCAAUUGUUGACCACAUACAACCAGGUGGUCAAGUUUAGAAAACAGCUGGGGCUGACCAGUGGAGGCGCCAAUUAACAUCUUAACAACUGAUAAUUAAUUGAAGUGCCAAUUAAUAUCUUAAUAACUGAUAAUUAAUUGAAGUGCCAAUUAACAUCUGGAUUACUGCUAAUUAAUUUAAGUGCCAAUUAACAUCUGGAUUACUGCUAAUUAAUUUAAGUUGAUAGAUCAUUUAACUCCCUAAUCCAAAGAUUCACUUCUUCAUCACAAUAAUUAAGUGGAGCGGUAAAAAGAACUCUUACAUUAUAAUUAAACAAGUACCCUACAGAUUAAGUAUUAAUUUAACAAUUAAUAAAAUUAAUUAUUUAGCUACUAAUGUUGGAGGUGACACAAUUAACUAUGUGAGAUGUAAAAUACCUUCAUGCUUAAAGGGCUCUACGCCUUUUUAAAUUAAAUGCUCGCUUAUUUUAAAGGGUCUAAUGGUACCCCCCCCCCCCCCUCCCCCUAUCUUUUACUCUCACCCAUUGUCUCGAGAUUACAAAGCUCUUUGGUCAAAGGGUCAAAAUCUUUGUUUAAGAGUUGAUAGGGUCAUAACGCGUCUCUUUGUUGUGUAUCACGCUAAAUAAUGCGUCAAACAAAGGUAUGCUAGUGAUCAUCAAGUAAGGUAUUCUAAUGAUCAUAAAAAGGUAUAAGCCAGUUACCAGCGUGAAC